This is a messenger RNA of Helianthus annuus (common sunflower), 962 nucleotides long. Its product is annotated as ATP synthase delta chain, chloroplastic. Gene Ontology annotation, cellular component: chloroplast thylakoid membrane. Gene Ontology annotation, molecular function: proton-transporting ATP synthase activity, rotational mechanism. The record is from RefSeq and is a predicted model, not a curated record. The transcript has a single exon. NCBI's taxonomy places the organism in Eukaryota, Viridiplantae, Streptophyta, Magnoliopsida, Asterales, Asteraceae. Gene Ontology annotation, biological process: proton motive force-driven ATP synthesis; photosynthetic electron transport in photosystem I; photosynthetic electron transport in photosystem II. The coding region runs from base 268 to 825 and encodes 185 amino acids.
AUCCACUUUGACCACAGCACCAGGUGUCACGGUGAUUGACAUGUGGUUCCUUGUUUGUGAUUAAAAAAAGAAAAAAAGAUAUGGUUUACAUAAUUACAUGUCAUCCAAAAAAAGAAAAAAAAAAUCCCUCGUUGACCAAUUUAAUUUGCGUGUUUGACUUAUUCGUUUCACAACGUUAGAUUAGUGGCAUCUAAUUGACUGAUUCCGUUACCCUUAUCUCCACUUGAAACAACCAACCACCACCACAACUACCACAAAACUCUCUCAAUGGAGGCGAUAUCAACCACCGUUCCAUCUAUCAACGUCCGUAAACUCCACCCCAAACCCCACCACCUCCGCCACCUCAAACCCCCCCUUCAUCUCCACCACCACCCCAUCUCCGUCGCCGGAAAACCCCCUACUUCAAUCUCAACCAAACCCACCACCCCCUCCCACCACACCUACACCCCACACCACCUCCACCCACCCCCAUCUCGCACCCAGACCCAUCAUCGCAACGCCGCCACGGGGUACGCGGCGGCGCUCAUGGACGCGGCCCUGAGCAGCAACUCAUUAGAUGCGGUUUACAAGGAUGUGAAAAGGUUGUUGAAGUGGCUGCAAUGUAAUGAAACGUUGAAGGGUGUGAUGGCUGACCCUUUGGUGGAAGAGGGUGUGAAAGGGAGGGUGGUGAAAGAGGUGGCGGAGAAGGGGAAGUUGCGACGGCAGGUGGUGGCGAUGGUGAAGAUGCUGGUGGCGAAGAGUAAAGCUGGGAUGGUGGUGCAGGUGAUGGAGGAGUUUGAAGGGAUUUAUUAUCAGCUUAAUACUGGUUUAAGGGUUGUUGCUUGAUUAAUAUUAAUGAAGUGUUACACUGUUACUGUUUGUUUGGGAUUGUGUAUGUAAUCUGUUUAUUGUUUUAUUAGUGAGUUCUUGUUUGAAACUUACUAGUUCAAAGAAAAAAUAAUUAGCAUGGGUUUCAAUGGGUA